Molecule: messenger RNA, 2010 nt
Organism: Bufo bufo (common toad)
Lineage: Eukaryota; Metazoa; Chordata; Amphibia; Anura; Bufonidae
Product: heterogeneous nuclear ribonucleoprotein D0-like
Exons: 9
Coding region: 114-1154 (346 amino acids)
Biological process (GO): regulation of gene expression
Cellular component (GO): nucleoplasm
Molecular function (GO): RNA binding
Source: RefSeq, a predicted model, not a curated record
GGGCGGUACCAUGAGUAGCGGAGGGGGAGGAGUGGCACGGACGAGAAUCCGCCAUUCUUCUUCUUAGGCUUUGCUGCAGCGCUUUCCUCGUUAUUGUUUGUAAGCGGACGGAGAUGUCGGGCGAAGUCGAGAUGCAAGAGGAGAGCAUGAUGGAGGCGUCCGCCAGCGAAGCAGAGGCAGAAACGGAAGCAGAAGCCGAAGCAGAAGCUGAAGCUGAAGCUGAGGCCGAGGCUGAGGCCGAAGCCAGCGGCCCUAGCGAGGGGGGGAAGCUGAACUCCGGCAAGGCCGAGGAGGACGAGGGGGAGCGCUGCUGGCUGAUGGAGUCCACAGGAGAUGGACCUCGUCUUCUUCCCAGCAUGCACUGGAAGAUGUUUAUUGGAGGGCUUAGUUGGGACACCACAAAGAAAGACCUGAAGGAUUACUUUGCAAAAUUUGGAGAAGUUGUAGACUGUACCUUAAAAUUGGAUCCAAUCACUGGUCGGUCAAGAGGCUUUGGCUUUGUAUUAUUUAAAGAAUCUGACGGUGUUGAUAAGGUGAUGGAGCAGAAAGAGCACAAGUUAAAUGGCAAAGUUAUUGACCCAAAAAGGGCAAAAGCAAUGAAAACAAAAGAUCCAGUAAAGAAAAUAUUUGUGGGUGGCUUGUCGCCAGACACCCCAGAAGACAAGAUAAAGGAGUACUUUACAACAUUUGGGGAGGUUGAAUCAGUUGAGCUUCCCAUGGACAACAAGACCAGCAAGCGACGUGGCUUCUGCUUCAUCACAUUUACUGAAGAAGAACCAGUGAAAAAAAUCAUGGAGAAGAAAUACCAUAAUGUCGGCUUGAGUAAAUGUGAAAUCAAAGUAGCGCUUUCAAAGGAACAGUACCAGCAGCAGCAGCAGUGGGGCACGAGAGGCGGUGGAUCCUCGUCAAGAUCACGCGGACGUGGAGCAAUUCCGUCCAUAGGCUCAAAUCAAAGCUGGAAUCAGGGAUACAGUAGUUACUGGAGUCCAAGCUACAGUAGUUAUGGCUAUAACAACCCGGGUUAUGGAGGCUAUGGCAACUAUGACUACACUGGUUAUAACUACUAUGGAUAUGGAGAUUACAAUAAUCAGCAGAGUGGUUAUGGGAAAACAGCCAGACGAGGUGGUCAUCAAAAUAGUUACAAACCCUACUAAAUUAUUCCCUUUCCAACGUGUCACAAACAGCGGGGAAUUCAUUGCAGGCCCUGUGUCGCGCUGACUUCACGAUUCUCACAGGCCCGCUCAAUGCGGACAGGGUACGAGAUGCUCACGCUCUCGAAUGCUGCCGUUUGGUAUGGUCUCUUCCAACAUCCUGUAUCAGCAAUAUAAUUUAAACUGGAUACUCCGAGCUAUGCUUUCACUUAUUCCUUUGUAGUAAAAAGUGUAAAUUUAAGUACAUUGCAGUAAAUUUUAAUACAUUUUUUUCAGGCCCCCGUAAUCAUUAGAUUGGUGAACUUUACUGAAUAAUUUUAACUAUUUGUUCUUCUAAGGGUACAGAUUAACUCUGGAUUUUCAUAUUUAUUUUUCCUCCAUAGUAUUAAUCUAUUUAAAUGCUUGCUUUUCCCUUUUGAUAAACAUAGCCAUAAUUGCAGUAUGUUCUUGGUCUGAAUUCCUGUUGUGUAUCAAUUUUUCAAAAGCAGGUUUACCUACUGAAGAUUUGUAAUGCUAAGAACCUUCUGGGAGCACGUGACUUUUCUGUCUGUAUGAGAACACAGUUCUGUACUGUCUCAUAAUGCAUCUCUUAUUUUUAAAUUUUUUUAGAUAAAGGGGUAUUCCCAUCGGAGACAUUGAUGGCACUUCACUAGGAGUUGAUCCCAUGUCUGGGACCGCUGCUGUCUCCAGAACAGGAGCCACGAAGUGAACAGGGAGCAGCUGAGUAUGCGCUGCUGCCCUCCAUUCAGUUCCAUAAAUAGCUGAGCUCUGGUUUGGCUAUUUCCGGCAGUCCCAUAUAGGUGAACAAUGAUGUGGUUCUGCAUGCACAGUGUGCUAGCUAUUCAUUGCUAUGGGACUU